GAGUGUGGGCUGGAGGGAGACACCUAGUCCUGCACCCUGGAACCACUAUCCUCACUUCUCGUAGUGUCUCUGCAGAGCAUAUCACCCAUCAGAAGUGGUCUGAAGAAUCACAAAUGGAGCAGGGAGUGAUUUUCCAUCUAGCAUAAGGUCUGGACACCCAAGUCUUGUCCUCAGAAGGUCACACUUCUCUCCGGGGUCCUGACUUGUCCUCUGAGAGUGGAGCUCCAGAGGUGCUACAGUGAAGCCAUCCUCUUACACUCCAACACCUCCCAGCACUGCAGCUGUCCCGAAGCCAUGGCUCUGGGUCUCCUGUGGCUGGGCCUCACCCUGCUGGGGGCCCUGCAGACUCAAGCCAAGGACUCCUUCCUGAAACUGAUUCUGAGCCCAUCUCUGAGCACAGUCCCUCUGCAACCACACUUCCGGGAUGACCAGUUCCAGGGGAAAUGGUAUGCCAUAGGUGUGGCAGAAAGCACAAUUCAGAAUGGAACAGAAAGCCAGUUAGAAAUGUACAGCACCACCUUUGAGCUGAAUGAUGAUCACAGCUACAACGUCACCUCUAUAAUGCCGAAGGAAGAUACCUGUGAUCUCUGGAUCAGAACAUUAUCCCCAAGUGUCCGUCCUGGCCAGUUCACCCUGAGCAAUAUGCAAGAUUACCCUGAGAUACGGAACUACACUGUGAAAGUGGUAGCCACCAACUACAAGCAGUUUGGUGUAGUAUUUCUGAAGAUGGUUCUCACAAACAGUGUGCACAUCGAGAUCACCCUCUAUGGGAGAGCCAAGGAGCUGAGUCCUGAACUGAAGGAGCACUUCGUCAAAUUUUCCAAGUCUGUGGGCCUCACUGAUGACAACAUCAUCUUCACUGACCCCAUAGAGAAGUGCAUCGAUGAGUGAACCAGCAUCACUUCUGCUCACAGUGACACCUGACUGCCCCACCAGACAUAAUGGCAAUGAGAAAGAUGGGAGACCCUUCCUACAGUUCAGGGCUGCAGCAAAAGCCACCCUGCCGACGGAGCCCCCCUUAUCUGCCAAAUAAACGUAUAUGCCCUUGUCU
Molecule: messenger RNA, 1051 nt
Organism: Heterocephalus glaber (naked mole-rat)
Lineage: Eukaryota; Metazoa; Chordata; Mammalia; Rodentia; Bathyergidae
Product: neutrophil gelatinase-associated lipocalin
Molecular function (GO): small molecule binding
Source: RefSeq, a predicted model, not a curated record